Ogataea philodendri is the source of this 504-nucleotide messenger RNA. RefSeq lists its product as uncharacterized. NCBI's taxonomy places the organism in Eukaryota, Fungi, Ascomycota, Pichiomycetes, Pichiales, Pichiaceae. The coding region runs from base 1 to 504 and encodes 167 amino acids. The record is from RefSeq and is a predicted model, not a curated record. Gene Ontology annotation, molecular function: structural constituent of chromatin; protein heterodimerization activity; DNA binding. The transcript has a single exon. Gene Ontology annotation, cellular component: nucleosome.
AUGGCCAGACUAAAUAAGCAGAAGGUGGGCACGACGACCCCGAAAACGCCCAAAGGCGGGAGCACGGCGUUCAAGAACUCGCCCGCCAGCAGCAAGAAGGUGACCCCGAAGCGAGGCACAGAAACCCCCAAGGUGAAGAGCACAGCCAGCGUCACGUCCGGGCUGGUGAGAAACCAGCCUGGCGACCCGAUCGACCUCAAGACACAGAAAAAGCGGUUCAAGCCCGGCACCGUGGCAUUGCGCGAGAUCAGACGGUUCCAGAAGUCCACCGAGCUGCUCAUACGCAAACUCCCCUUCUCCAGACUGGUUCGCGAGAUUGUCCAGGACGAGUUUGGAUCAAGCACGUAUAGAUGGCAGUCGGUGGCAGUGCUGGCGUUGCAAGAGGCCGUCGAGGCGUACCUGGUGCAUCUUUUCGAGGACACCAACCUGUGUGCGUUGCAUGCGAAACGAGUCACGAUAAUGCAAAAGGAUAUUCACCUGGCCAGAAGAUUGCGCGGAGACUGA